CAGCUUAUACAAGCGUUUUGAAUUUUGAGCCAAAAAUAUAGGAAAGUUGACGUUUUCAAGUUCUUUAGAUUAGUUUGAGUACUUACCGUCCAACUCUUUACAGAGAUGCACGUUUUUUUAGUUUUCAUCUUGAAUAUCCAAGCAUGCAUCAUGCCAAAUUUCGAAUCACUCCCGAGUACUGUUCCAAACUUUGCACUGCACUCAAAAGCAUAUGCAAUCAAAGAGUUGGUCAUAUAUUACAGACAUUAAUCUGGGAUGAAUGAAACUCAUGUGGAAAGGAUGUCAGCCAUGGCAAGGCCAAGGUCUGUCUUUCUCAUUAUGGCUGUUCAUGUAGCGAUCCUCAUCUCAACGAGUUGCGGGAGUAGAUCAUCCGAGCAUUCAAGAAAACACGUUGCUUUCUUCAUAUUCGGCGACUCCUUCUUAGAUGCCGGCAACAACAAUUACAUCAACACCACAACCCUCGACCAAGCAAAUUUCUGGCCUUAUGGAGAAACUUAUUUCAGGUUCCCAACCGGGAGGUUUUCCGAUGGCCGUUUGGUAUCAGAUUUCAUUGCUGAACAUGCGAAGUUACCCUUGAUUCCACCCUUUCUACAACCUGCUGGGAAUCCUCACUAUUUCAACGGGGUGAAUUUUGCAUCUGCUGGGGCGGGAGCUCUAUCAGAAACCUUUCAAGGUGCGGUUAUUGAUCUUAAAACGCAGCUAAGUUACUAUAAGGAGGUAAUGACUUGGUUGAGAAGCAAGUUAGGCAAUGUUGGAGCCAAAAUGAUGUUAUCAAGAGCUGUCUACUUGUUUAGCAUUGGAACCAACGAUUAUAUGAGUCUUUUCUUAACCAAUUCCACGGUGCUGGACACCUUUUCCAAGUCAGAAUAUGUUGGAAUUGUGAUUGGAAACUUGACAACCAUCAUCAAAGAUAUAUAUAGCAGAGGCGGUAGAAAUUUUGGGUUCAUCAAUUUGCCACCCGUGGGCUGUCUUCCAGGUAUCAGAAUCAUCAAUCCAGAUAACAAUGGUAACUGCUUGGAAGAAGCUUCAUCACUGGCAAAAUUACACAAUCAAGCUCUGUCUAAGCUCCUCCAAAAACUAGAGAAACACUUGAAGGGGUUUAAAUAUUCAAUUUUCAACCUCAACAUCAGUCUCAGACAGAGAAUGAAUCAUCCCUCAAAAUAUGGUUUCAAGGAAGGAAAAGGAGCAUGCUGUGGGACAGGGAAGUUCAGAGGAGUGUUCAGUUGUGGAGGAAAAAGACUAGGGAAAGAGUUCCAACUCUGUGAGAAUCCCAAAGAGUAUAUUUUUUGGGACUCUUAUCAUCUCACAGAAAGGGUCCACAAACAAUUUGCAGAUGAAAUGUGGGGUAGGGCAAAUAACACCAACAGUGUUGUUGGGCCUUACAAUCUGAGGGAUCUAUUCCAAACUCUCUAAAAGUCCUUUUACUUUCGAAUUAAUGUCUCUUUGCUGCGUGUAAUCUUACUGAAACCAGAGUAAAUGAAAAAGAAGCUGCUCCUUCUAUUCUUUUAUCCUAGUAAUAUAACAAGGUUGUCAAGCUUGUCAGGACUUCCCUCCCUUCUGAAAGGUAUUUCACAGUUGACAUAUCUAGGUGACCUUGAUUGCA
Messenger RNA from Juglans regia (Persian walnut), 1603 nucleotides. RefSeq names its product GDSL esterase/lipase 5-like. NCBI's taxonomy places the organism in Eukaryota, Viridiplantae, Streptophyta, Magnoliopsida, Fagales, Juglandaceae. Bases 256 to 1413 code for a protein of 385 amino acids. The record is from RefSeq and is a predicted model, not a curated record. Gene Ontology annotation, molecular function: hydrolase activity, acting on ester bonds. The transcript has 5 exons.